AGCAGGAAGCCAGUCAUGGUGUACAUCCACGGCGGCUCCUACAUGGAAGGGACCGGCAACAUGAUCGAUGGCAGCAUUUUGGCAAGCUAUGGCAACGUCAUCGUCAUCACCGUCAACUACCGCCUGGGCAUUCUAGGGUUUUUGAGCACAGGUGACCAGGCGGCCAAAGGCAACUAUGGGCUCCUGGAUCAGAUCCAGGCGUUGCGAUGGAUCGAGGAGAAUGUGGGAGCCUUCGGUGGGGAUCCCAAGAGGGUGACCAUCUUUGGCUCUGGGGCUGGAGCGUCCUGUGUGAGCCUGCUGACCCUGUCACACUACUCAGAAGGGCUGUUCCAGAAGGCCAUAAUCCAGAGCGGCACCGCCCUGUCCAGCUGGGCCGUGAACUACCAGCCUGCCAAGUACACGCGGAUUCUGGCGGACAAAGUGGGCUGUAACAUGCUGGACACCACCGACAUGGUGGAAUGCCUUCGGAUCAAGAACUACAAGGAGCUCAUUCAGCAGGCCAUUACCCCCGCCACAUACCACAUUGCCUUUGGCCCAGUGAUUGACGGGGAUGUCAUCCCGGAUGACCCUCAGAUCCUGAUGGAGCAGGGAGAGUUCCUCAACUAUGACAUCAUGCUUGGCGUCAACCAAGGCGAAGGCUUAAAAUUCGUUGAUGGCAUCGUUGACAACGAGGAUGGCGUGACACCCAACGACUUUGACUUCUCGGUGUCCAACUUCGUGGACAACCUAUACGGCUACCCAGAAGGAAAGGACACCUUGCGGGAGACCAUCAAGUUCAUGUAUACUGACUGGGCAGACAAGGAAAACCCCGAAACACGGCGCAAGACCCUGGUGGCUCUCUUCACUGACCACCAGUGGGUGGCUCCUGCUGUGGCCACCGCUGACCUCCACGCCCAGUACGGCUCCCCUACCUAUUUCUACGCCUUCUACCACCACUGCCAGAGUGAGAUGAAGCCGAGCUGGGCAGAUUCAGCCCACGGGGACGAGGUCCCGUAUGUCUUUGGCAUCCCCAUGAUUGGUCCUACCGAGCUCUUCAGCUGUAACUUCUCCAAGAAUGAUGUGAUGCUGAGCGCCGUGGUCAUGACCUACUGGACGAAUUUUGCGAAAACUGGCGAUCCUAACCAGCCGGUGCCUCAGGACACCAAGUUCAUUCACACGAAACCCAACCGCUUUGAGGAGGUGGCCUGGUCCAAGUACAAUCCCAAGGACCAGUUGUACCUGCACAUUGGGCUGAAACCCAGAGUGAGGGACCAUUACCGGGCAACCAAAGUGGCUUUCUGGCUGGAACUUGUUCCCCACCUGCACAACUUGAACGAGAUAUUCCAGUACGUCUCAACGACCACGAAGGUUCCCCCACCGGACAUGACGUCCUUUCCCUACGGUACCAGGCGGUCACCUGCCAAGAUCUGGCCAACCACCAAACGCCCGGCCAUCACUCCUGCCAACAACCCCAAACACUCAAAGGACCCUCACAAGACAGGGCCCGAGGACACCACUGUCCUCAUCGAGACGAAGCGGGAUUAUUCCACGGAGCUGAGCGUCACCAUCGCCGUGGGGGCAUCCCUCCUCUUCCUCAACAUCUUGGCUUUUGCAGCCCUGUACUACAAGAAGGACAAGAGACGCCAUGAGACCCACCGGCGCCCCAGUCCCCAAAGGAAUACCACGAACGACAUCGGCCACAUCCAGAACGAGGAGAUCAUGUCUCUGCAGAUGAAGCAGCUGGAACACGAUCACGAGUGCGAGCCGCUGCAGGCCCACGACACGCUGAGGCUCACCUGCCCGCCAGACUACACGCUCACCCUGCGCAGGUCCCCCGACGACAUCCCACUCAUGACCCCGAACACCAUCACCAUGAUCCCAAACACCCUGACCGGGCUGCAGCCCCUGCACACCUUCAACACGUUCAGCGGGGGGCAGAACAGCACAAACCUCCCCCACGGACACUCGACCACCAGGGUAUAGCUUUGCUGUCCCCUUCCUAACC
Messenger RNA from Castor canadensis (American beaver), 1984 nucleotides. RefSeq names its product neuroligin-4, X-linked. The record is from RefSeq and is a predicted model, not a curated record. Lineage: Eukaryota; Metazoa; Chordata; Mammalia; Rodentia; Castoridae. Gene Ontology annotation, cellular component: membrane. Gene Ontology annotation, molecular function: neurexin family protein binding.